Molecule: messenger RNA, 1137 nt
Organism: Leptosia nina
Lineage: Eukaryota; Metazoa; Arthropoda; Insecta; Lepidoptera; Pieridae
Source: the annotation of a GenBank genome assembly
AUGUUGGCGUGGUCCAGCCGCUCGGGUCACGUAGCGUGCAAUUUGCCGCCAAAAUGGAAAAACGCGGGACUGUUGUGUUAUGGUCAGUCGUUCGAAGUGUUUGAACAAAGUUAUUCAUCAUCGAGGGUCCAAAAACGAGCUAUAGUUUUUGGUUCUCCAGAAUAUUAUAAAAACCCUUGUAACUACACAGCGCCGUCUAAGCCAAACUUUUCAGCUCCUGGCAGGCGAAUUAGUCUAGAAAAAUGCCAUGAUUAUAUUUGGAUGAUAAAUAAUAUGAAAAUGAAUGAAGCACAAAGUCUUGCCUGUGGACUUUGGCUAGCAAACCAACAAGGCAUUGGCGGCGCUAUAGGAGGGAGGCCCGCGAAACCUGCAGAAUUUCCGCAUAUGGGCGCUUUGGGAUGGAGAGCAGUUGUUGGAACUUGGAUUUUUAAGUGUGGCAGUUCGUUAAUCAGUCCAAAAUAUUUAUUGAGUGCCGCUCAUUGCUCGAAGGUUCCUUCGCGAGAUACUAGCGUCGCUAAUGUGUUUCCAGAGAUUGUUAGACUCGGUGAUAAGAACAUACUGGACGUGACCUACAAUGAUCAAGAUCCAUACGAUGUAAGAAUUAAGAGGUUCAUCAAUCAUCCAAACUUUAAUCCACCAAGAAAAUAUUUCGAUAUUGCAAUCAUAGAAUUGGAACAAACGGUGAAAUUUUCUCGUUUCAUACAACCUGCCUGUGUUUGGGGAAACCACGAUUUUAAUGUGCUUGGCCCGAAAGGAACAAUAACUGGAUGGGGCAUUGUUGAGACUGGAGGCCAAACCGUGUCGCCCGACUUGCAAGUCGUCUCGCUAGACUUCAUAAAUUCCGAUACCUGUGACAGACUGCUAUUCAAGUAUAGAAGUAGAUUGUGGCAGGGUUUGGAAACACAUCAAAUGUGCGCGGGCAAGCUGGCUGGUGGGGCCGACGCCUGUCAGGGUGAUUCCGGAGGACCACUACAAGUGAAAAUACCAAUUCGAAAAGAAAAGGCAUUAGCUAUGCAUUUCUUACUAGGAAUCACAUCAUUUGGUGUGGGAUGUGCUAAAGCUAACGUUCCAGGCGUGUAUACUAGAGUAUCGAGUUUUGUUGAUUGGAUUGAAGACGUUGUCUGGAGAGGACUUUAA